AUGGAGAAUGGAAUGAUACCAAAUAUCGACGAUUACCACAGCAUUCACACGAAACGAAUGCCAAAUACAAUUAUCAUAUCAACCGCUAUCCGUCUGGCAACAAUUUUAAUGAAUCCAAUUACAACGCAAUAUGCAAUUCCAAAAAUGAAUAUACAUAACCCUAUUCUAGUUGAUGCUGAAUUGAUUAAAACUAAUAUGAAAAAUAAGUUUAUGAGACUUUGUGGUCUUUUGCAUAACCAGUGUUGGGGAUUUUAUAUAGUUGAUGAUGAUAUAAGAUUAGAGGAGCUAACUAUGCAUAAAAAUGGCCUUCAUUCUUUGGAUGUAUACAUUAAAGCUAUUAACAUCGUUGUAGAUGUUCUAUCUAUACAGCAGUAUAUUCAGCAAGGAAAUAUCAUCUCCAUUGUAGCUGAUUGGCCUGAACAGAUUUAUCUUAGAAUAGCUAUUUCACGCUACUUAU
Molecule: messenger RNA, 457 nt
Organism: Funneliformis mosseae
Lineage: Eukaryota; Fungi; Glomeromycota; Glomeromycetes; Glomerales; Glomeraceae
Source: the annotation of a GenBank genome assembly